This is a messenger RNA of Paralichthys olivaceus (Japanese flounder), 5042 nucleotides long. The record is from RefSeq and is a predicted model, not a curated record. Lineage: Eukaryota; Metazoa; Chordata; Actinopteri; Pleuronectiformes; Paralichthyidae.
ACAAUUUCGAGAGGCAAGCUGGGAGGACCUGUGGAGAGCCAAAUGAGAGGAGGCGAAUAGAAGAUGAUGGGAUGGCCGUGACAACAUGAAAAAGAAAAAGUGCGGUGGUCUAUUUUCAUCCUGCCAGUGAUUCAACGCACCUAUAACCUGGGGGACAGGGACUGAGAGAGAAGAGGUUGGAGACAGGUGCGAGGCCACAGCCGUGACCAUGGAGCCUCCCCCCUCUCUGAGCUUGGCUCUGCUAGGAGGGAGUGAGGAUGAGGACCAGCGCUUCCUCUAUCCCCUGGGCAUUAUAUCCCAUUCCUCCGCCACUGGCAACCAGCCAGGAUCAAACCACUCCAACCACAUGGGAGGAUCGAGCCUCGACCGUCUAAAUGGCACCACCCCAUCCCCUGCCACGCCCAGCGUACCUUCAGUGUCACUCCCUAAAUUGCCCCUGUCUUCCUCUGGAGCGCAGCCACUGCCGCCACCCAUCCCCAACGCCCUGCACCCAACCAGCACCCCGUUGUCCUCUUGCUUGGGCUCACAGCACAGCCUGAGUGGGGACAACUCCCCAGUCUACAACGCCCUCUUUUACUCCUCCCACUCGCCAUCCAUGGAGCGGGAUAGGGACAGAGAACGUGACAGGGACAGGGAAAGAGAGCGGGGCUGCAAACAUAGACAAGCUAGCCCUCUUAUUCACCGCAGGGACAGUAACCCCUUCACAGAGAUCGCCAUGAGCUCCUGCAAGUACACAGGCGGGGUCAUGAAGCCCCUGAGCCGCCUUAGCGCCUCCCGCAGAAACCUCAUUGAAUCAGACAGCAGCAGCGAAACCAAAGAGGGUGGCGUUUCAGCUGUUGCCGGGGCAACGGCAGCUGGGGGACAUGACCGACAGCGAGAAGCCCCUCCCACAUCUUUGGUGGCCCAGUCCUCUACCAAUCAACCCCCAAUCCAGAGCCCUCCGGAGAUUGUGAUUUCAUCCAAAGAAGACUCACCGUACCCCAGAGCAGGGUAUGACAUCACCGACUCCACAUCCAACCAGAUGUCCAUCUACCACCAGAACCACGCUCUGGUGGAGAGCAGGCGGGGGCAGCCGGGCAGAAGCAGCAGGCAAGGCGGGGUCGGGGCAGUGGGCACCGGGGCUCGGGGCAGCACCUCCAAGGCCUCCAAACGGAAGAACCAAAACAUUGGCUAUAAACUGGGGCAUCGCAGGGCAUUAUUCGAGAAGAGGAAGAGGCUGAGUGACUAUGCUCUCAUCUUCGGAAUGUUUGGAAUCGUUGUCAUGGUGAUUGAGACGGAGCUGUCGUGGGGCGUGUACACAAAGAGCUCCAUGUAUUCUCUGGCCCUGAAGUGUCUGAUCAGCCUGUCGACGGUCAUACUGCUGGGACUCAUCAUAGCCUACCAUGCACGAGAAGUUCAGCUGUUUGUCAUCGACAAUGGAGCAGACGACUGGCGCAUCGCCAUGACAAUGGAAAGGGUCCUGCUGAUCGCGCUGGAGCUGCUGGUGUCUGCGGUGCAUCCGGUGCCCGGGGACUUCAAGUUUCAGUGGCGGGCACGGCUGGCCUUCUCGUAUGCGCCGUCGCAGGCCGAGGCUGACCUGGACAUGGUGCUGAGCGUGCCCAUGUUCCUGCGCCUCUACCUCAUUGCCAGAGUCAUGCUUCUGCACAGUAAACUCUUCACCGACGCCUCCUCCAGGAGUAUAGGUGCCCUAAAUAAGGUGCAUUUUAACACACGAUUUGUAAUGAAAACCCUCAUGACUAUCUGCCCCGGGACGGUGCUGCUGGUCUUCAGCAUCUCUCUGUGGAUCAUCGCUGCCUGGACCGUACGAGUGUGUGAGAGGGAGACACUGGAGAAUGAUGGUGAAAAUUUAAAGAGAACAGGGAUGGGUAAACCUGUUGCCUGCUCCAGUUGCCAACGGCGACCUGUUGCUAACAAUAUGUGUGUGUUUGUGUUUUUCGUCUGCGAGCAGAUAAAGAACGCGGCGGCCAACGUGUUAAGGGAGACGUGGCUCAUCUACAAACACACCAAGCUGAUGAAGAAGAUCGACCACUCCAGGGUUCGCAAACACCAGCGGAAGUUCCUCCAGGCGAUUCAUCAAUUACGUAGUGUGAAAAUGGAGCAAAGGAAACUCAGUGAUCAGGCCAACACACUAGUGGACCUCUCAAAGAUGCAGAGCGUCAUGUAUGAGCUUAUGUCGGAGCUCAACGACCGCAGCGAGGACUUGGAGCGCCAGAUGCUGUCCCUGGAGCAGCGGGUGGAGCAGCUCACCGCCGGCUUUAACGCCCUCCCUGCCCAUCUCUCUGCCACCCUCAGCGCUCAGCACGCUGCCCUGGUGCACCUGCUGCGAGAGAGGGAUUCAAGGGACGUUAGAGGAGGCGGAGGUGCUGUGGUCCCAUUGUCCCCAGCAACUUCUAUAUCCACUGCCACAGCAUCCGUUUCUCCAGUUCAGAUCAUUGCUCCAGCACCACUCCCAGCCCAAGUCCCUACUUUGGCCCUGGAGUCCCCUCUGUCGCCUCCACCACAGCUGAGCUCAGAGGGGAGUCUGGAGGCAAGUCCCAACUCCAACACCUGCACCUCUAGCUGCUGAAGACAGCUCUGAGGACCAGGAGUGGACACAUCUGGGGACAGAACAGGGAGAGAGGAAGGGGACGCUUUGCUCGUCCUCUUACUUCAGACUAAGACAGAGAAAUGAAAUGUGAGGUGAUCCUCUGAAACUCACACUUCCAGAGAGCUGGAUGAAGACGGGACUGUGAGGAGAAAUAAUGGGAUUAAGAUGAAGGGCCAGUAUGAAGGAUGAGACAUGCUCGGGACUUUGGGGCACUUUCCUUGAUGACGGGAAGGAGCGGAAAAAAUGGAGACUCUGAAAGGUGUGAGGGGGAGGAAGAAUGUCAAGAGGGUGAGAAAUGGAGGUAGGGAGGAUGAGGAGGGGGGAGGAAAGAGGAGGAGAAAUAACGAGGAAUAAUUAUAUGAACUCAGAGCUCCUAAAUGGAAUACACUCCAAUUAUUGAAAAAAGGCCUUUUAUUCCCUCUAUUUUUCUCUCUCUCUUUCCUCCCCCCUUCUCCCAAUCUUUCUCUCCCUUCAUCAGGAAUUAAUGACCAUGACUUUUUAUCCUUAUAAUGUAUUUUCUAUCCGAAUGCUAUUUGUGUGUUAACGAGCAUCCCUUUAACAGAAGGUUCGAUCAUACGACCAUUAAAAAAAAAAAACUAGUGGCAUGCACUGCACACACACACAACACACACACACACACACACACACACACUCUGACAAACACACUCACACAUUAUUUCAGCUCGUCCUCCACACAGUACAAGCAGAAUGACACAAUCUUUACAAAACGCCCUAUUUACACGCACACAAAAGAAAUUAAUGCACCAGCCCACAUGAUAACACUAAAGCCUAUAUACUGCCAAGCACUCGAUGCACAGAGCACUGCCAAGCAAUGUAGACGCACUGUAAAAACGAAAUGUUUAUCCGAUCCACUUGUGUUUUGUGGGUAUGAGCUAAUGCAGUAGUUUAGCCUGAGCACAGUUGUGACAUUUUAACGACUCAGUUGGGAGAAUCAUUACGGUUCACGGGACUACACAAAUUGUGCAUGAAGCUGAAAUAAGAUGACAUGAUACAUGAGUCAUCACAACGUCUUAUUUGUGAUGAAGGAGACAGUAGCAGGCGAUAAAAUCAUGUUACACAACUAUAACAGGACUUGAUUACUGCACUGAUGGAUUUACAGGUUAAGUCGAACUGAUGUUUAUGUGUGUUUGCUUUACUGAAAUUUAAACUUUUGUUUAAUUCCUGUGAUCAUUUCGUUGCCUAUGAAAACCUCAGAAAAUUGACAAUUAAUAUUUGUGUAUACUCUUUCUCUUUCUGGGAGAACUUUCAGAUUUCAACAUUUAUUUAUUUUGUAUUUAUUUAUAUAUUUAUUUAUUACAAUACUGGAACUGCAACUCAGAGCUUUGCAGGAAUUUAAUGAUUCUCAUUACAUGUUGGUGAAUCAUUUACUGGAGUCCGUCCACCCAGGGGCAUAAAUCAAAACUUUAUCCGUGAAUAAUAAAUGAUCUGCUCAGUCUUUUACAUAAACAUGGCCGGGCAGUGCGGUCAAAUUGACUGGAGGGAUUACUGCUAUUUUUCAGUUUAAAAAAUGCUCAAAUAUAGAUUUUUACAUCAGUAAUUUAAUUUACCUCUAAAAUUAAAAACUGUGUGAAUAUAAGUUGAAUGUUAUUGAUAUUUUUUUCAGUGCACGGCUGUGUUAAAGACCACUGCCAUCCUGUUUUUCAAGCUUACAGUCCCAAAACAACUCACUGUUAUCAUGAAUGUAUUCUGUGUUAAGAAAAUUAGCUCCGUGCAGACACAGAAACACAAACACACAGGUGCAUGUACACACACACACACACACACACACACACACACACACACACACACACACCUCAACAACCAAAGUGCUCUCUCUUAAAUGGACUUCAAUAAGAGGCAGGGAACGCUGCUGUCACUGGGGACAAAAAGAUAGCAGGAGGCAUUGCAGAAAUCUUGACAAUAUUUCCGAGGGAAUAACUGUGAAAAUGUGGGCAUGGACUUGUUACAGUGCUGAACAUGGACUGCUCCUCAUUGCUUUAAAACCAGAUUAAGGCGGACUACAGAUGAACACAAAUAAACCUUAUAAAGGAAAAUGGCCAUGACGGAACAGCUGUUCAUGAAAACACACAGAAAGAGAGACUGAGGUGUAUCUGAGAGGAACUGUAAUGGUGUGAUGGGGAGAGAAGACACAAGCCCUUUGCAUUGGAGACAAUAUCAAAACUGUCUUAUAGCGACACGCUGUGGCCGGAAUACUGAAUUACAUACGCUUGGAAUAUUGUACAGUAUGCUGUUAACGAAAUCUAGCUUUGUAUUGCUUAGUCUUUUUCUACCAUUAUGAUUAAACGCAGUUAUAGCUGAUAUCUAAUAUUAUUAAACCCUAGUAUUCUUCUCAUUCGUCAUGACAACUAUGAUUCUAUGUAUUAACAAUACGUUAAAUAAUUAUGAACAAGGAAAGUGCCGUUUGAGGUUGAAAUUAUUUUGUAAUUUUAUUUUA